AUGGCUGCUAACAAGAUGAGGAGAAGUAGUGGUGCUGAUGACAUCGCUGAGGCUAUUCACCGGAUGGUGGAUGCGGUGCAGCCACCCGUAGCAGCGCAGUCUAGGACGGCGAUUGCACCAAUCAGGGUGCCAACUGUGGAGGACUUCUUGCGCCACAAGCCAGCGGAGUUCACUAGCAAAGCCUCUUCGGAUGAAGCGGAUGCAUGGCUCCGUAAAUGCGAGAAUAUCUUUACGGUGAUGAACUACACUGACGAGCAGAAGCUACUAUUUGCCACGUACCUGUUGAAUGAUGAUGCAGAGUAUUUGUGGGCGGGAAUGCAACAACAGAUGCAGACCCGAGAUGAACAGGUGGAGUGGACUAGCUUCAGGACUCGGUUCCUAGAGAAAUAUUUUCCUGACACGGCCAGGCAGGACAGGGAGGCAAAGUUUCUUGCACUGCAGCAGGGAGAUAUAACCGUGCAAGAGUAUGUAAACAGGUUUGAGCAUCUGGCGAGAUAUUACUCGCAGAACAUUACUGAAGAAUGGAGAUGUCAGAAGUUUGAGCGAGGACUCAAACAUGAGCUUAAGAAGGUGGUGACUUCCUUACGAGAGAGGAGAUUUCCCAUCUUAGUGGAACAGGCCAAUAAUGCUGAGCAUUUGGAGAAGGGCUCUGGUCCAGUUGUGAGCCGACAUCAGAAGAAUGUCGCUGAGGCUAGGUAG
Molecule: messenger RNA, 699 nt
Organism: Vigna unguiculata (cowpea)
Lineage: Eukaryota; Viridiplantae; Streptophyta; Magnoliopsida; Fabales; Fabaceae
Source: RefSeq, a predicted model, not a curated record